Purpureocillium lilacinum is the source of this 1851-nucleotide messenger RNA. RefSeq lists its product as uncharacterized. The record is from RefSeq and is a predicted model, not a curated record. NCBI's taxonomy places the organism in Eukaryota, Fungi, Ascomycota, Sordariomycetes, Hypocreales, Ophiocordycipitaceae. Gene Ontology annotation, molecular function: hydro-lyase activity.
AUGGAGAGCCGGCCCGCACAGUCAAGAGAGUCGGACGCGCCGCCGGUGGCGGCGGUGGCCAACCCCGAUUACGACCUCUCGCAGCCCGUCUCCUCUGCUGUCGGCCUGCGCCAGGGCCUGACGUCGUACGGCGACGCCCACUUCAGCCUGUUCCUGCGCAAGGUCUUCAUCAAGGCCCUCGGGUACAGCGAUGACGCGCUCGCGAGGCCCAUCGUCGGCAUCAUCAACACGCACUCGGGCUUCAACCCGUGCCACGCCAACGUGCCCCAGCUCAUCGAUGCCGCGAAGCGCGGCGUGCAGCUCGCCGGCGGGCUGGCCGUCGAGUUUCCGACCAUCAGCCUGCACGAGGCCUUCUCCUCGCCGACGAGCAUGUUCCUGCGCAACCUGAUGAGCAUGGACACCGAGGAGAUGAUUCGCGCCCAGCCGUGCGACGUCGUCGUUGCGAUAGGAGGAUGCGACAAGACGGUCCCCGCGCAGCUCAUGGGCGGCCUCUCCGCCAACAAGCCCCUCCUCCCGCUCCUCACCGGCCCCAUGAUGCCCGGCUCCCACCGCGGCGAGCGCAUUGGAGCAUGUACGGACUGUCGCAGCAACUGGGCGCGCUUCCGGGCCGGCACCAUUGACAUUGAAGACAUCUCGGCCGUGAACGAUGAGCUGGCUCCCACAGUGGGCACCUGCGGCGUCAUGGGCACUGCCAGUACCAUGGCCUGCGUUGUGGCGGCGUUGGGUCUCAUCCCGUUGGCUGCCGGCCCGUCUGCACCGGCGGUAUCGGCGGCGCGACUGCGCGUCGCUGAGGAGACUGGCCGUAACGCGGUGCGCAUGUGUGCCGACAUAGACACGUGGCGUCCGCAAAGGGUCUUGACCAAGGAGUCGUUCCUGAACGCCAUUACCGUGCUGCAGGCCAUUGGCGGCUCAACCAAUGCAGCAGUCCACCUCAUGGCCAUCGUAGGUCGGCACCCAGAUGUGUCCGGGGCCAUCACCUUGGAUACCAUCGAUGAGAUCGGCAGACGGACGCCGCUUCUGGUAGACCUGAAGCCGAGUGGGGAGAACUACAUGACCGACUUUCACAAUUCCGGGGGGAUGCUUGCGCUUCUUCACCAGCUGAAGCCGCUGCUUGAGCUCGGCGCAAUGACUUAUACCGGCAGGACUCUUGGCGAGGAACUCGCAUUGCAAAGCCCAAUUCCUGUUCCUCAACAUCUCAGCUGUAUUCAGCCCUUCUCCGAGCCGCUGUACCCUGCCUCAUCACUUGUCGUCCUCAAAGGGAACCUAGCACCGGGUGGCUCCGUCAUGAAAGCCAGCGCCUCCAAGGACCGCCGGCUGCUUCGUCACCGUGGUCGCGCCGUUGUCUUUGCGGGCUCUGCAGACCUUGCUCGACGCAUCGACGACCCAGCAUUGGAUGUCACCCCUGACAGUGUCCUCGUUCUGCAAAACAUAGGUCCCGUUGGUAACCCAGGCAUGCCCGAGGCCGGGCUGAUCCCGAUCCCGCGGAAGCUAGCAGAGCAGGGGGUUCUGGACAUGCUGAGGGUUUCUGACGGUCGAAUGAGCGGCACCGCUGGCGGCACCAUCGCCUUGCACAUUUCUCCAGAGAGCGCUGACCCAACGUCGGUGCUCGGUAUCGUCCGAGACGGUGACAUGGUUGUCUGCGAUGCAGAGAAGCGAUUGUUGGAGGUAGAAAUUUCCGAUGCAGAGAUAACAAGCAGGAUAGAAGCGCGGCAAGCAAGGCUGAAGACAGAGACUCCCUGGCUUACGAGGGAGAAAACCAGGGGCUACCGCGGGCUGUAUAUGCGAUCGGUCAACCAGGCACAGUAUGGCGCCGACUUUGACUUUCUCACGGCAGCAGGCCCCUCAAAAUGA